UGUCCUUUGAAUUUCAAAUCUUGCAUUCUCACACGAAAUUACCAAACACUAGGUACAAAAUGCGUCAUACAGAUAAUUUUAAAGGAGCAAUAUCCUCGUAGGACCACACUAGUCCAGUCUAUUUAUCCAACAAAAACACCCAAAUAAUUCAAUCUUCUUCACUCAGCCACCGUAGCAUCCCAACAAUGUCCCCUUCACAAAUCUUCUUCAUACUUCUCUUCCUCCUCUUCCAUUUCCACCACUCAUCAUCCUUCUCUCUCUCCGUAGAAAACCUCGAACAAGACAUCAUAGUAUCACCCAAACGCAUUUUCACUGCAGGCUUCUACCCCGUUGGUGAAAACGCUUAUUCCUUCGCAAUAUGGUUCACGCAAAAACACAAACACCUUAACAACGCCACCAUUGUUUGGAUGGCAAACCGUGACCAACCAGUCAACGGAAAAAAGUCAACACUUUCCCUUCUCAAAACCGGUAACCUUAUAUUAACCGACGCAGCUCAAUCCAUCGUUUGGUCCACAAACACCGCCUCAUCAAAACCACUCCAAUUAUCCCUCCGCGACACCGGAAACCUAAUUCUCCAAGAACGCAAUAAUUCCAAUUCCAUCAUUUUAUGGCAAAGUUUCGAUUUCCCAACAGACACACUUCUUCCACAACAAACCCUCACAAGAUUCACGAAACUCAUUUCCUCAAGAAGCCAAACAAAUUACUCCUCCGGCUUCUACAAACUCUUCUUCGACAAUGACAACAUUCUCCGUCUUCUUUACGAAGGUCCUAAAGUUUCAAGUGUUUAUUGGCCGGAUCCUUGGACUACAAGCAAUGGUGCUGCUGGUAGUGGAAGCAGAUCCACUUACAACAGUAGCAGAAUCGCUUCGUUGGAUUCAUUUGGUAGCUUUACGUCUUCUGAUAGUUUUGUUUUCACUACUUCUGAUUAUGGAACAUUGUUACAACGUAGACUUACACUUGAUCAUGAUGGGAAUGUUCGUGUUUAUAGUAGAAAAGGUGAGGAACAAAGUUGGUUUGUUUCAGGGCAAUUUCGUCAACAACCUUGUUUCAUUCAUGGGGUUUGUGGACCUAAUAGUACUUGUAGUAAUGAUCCAUUAACUGGUAGAAAGUGUUCUUGUUUACCUGGUUAUGUUUGGAUUAAUGAUCAAGAUGGUUCUCAAGGUUGUAAACCGAAUUUUGAACUUUCUUGUAGUAACAAGAGUCGUGAUGCUUCGCAGUUUUUGGCUUUAGAUCAUGUUGAUUUUUAUGGAUAUGAUUAUGGAUUCUAUGUGAACAAAACUUACAAAGAAUGUGAGGAACUUUGUGUAGAUUUGUGUGAUUGUGUUGGAUUUCAGUAUACUUUUACAGUUGAUUAUGGUGGUGUUUAUUGGUGUUACCCGAAAAUUCAGUUACUUAAUGGACAUCGUUCGCAGAGUUUUCUUGGAUCGUUUUACUUGCGGUUGCCAAAAAGAAGUGAUUUCGUUGAUGAGAUUAGGAUUCAAGAAAACGGAGUUGGCAUGGUUUGUUCUACAAAUCGAGUUGAAAAGCUUGAAAGAGAGUAUUUGAAAAAGAAAGAAAAUGGUUCUUUGAAGUUCAUGCUUUGGUUUGCUGGUGGUUUAGGAGGAGUUGAACUUUUGGGAUUUUUUCUUGUUUGGUGUUUCUUGUUUAGGAGUAGCAAAAACUCUAAUGAAGACAACAAUGGUUAUGUUCUUGCAGCAGCAACAGGGUUUAGGAGAUUUAAUUACUCAGAAUUGAAACAAGCUACAAAAGGUUUUAGCCAAGAGAUUGGAUGUGGUGCUGGUGGAAAAGUUUAUAAAGGUGUUUUAUCUGAUAAUAGAAUUGCUGCAAUAAAGCGUUUGCAUGAAGCGCAUCAUGGAGAGAGUGAGAGUGAGUUUCUUGCUGAAGUUAACAUCAUUGGAAGGCUUAAUCACAUGAACUUAAUUGGUAUGUGGGGUUAUUGUGCAGAAGGGAAACAUAGAUUAUUGGUUUAUGAGUACAUGGAAAAAGGUACUUUAGCUGAUAAUCUCUCAUCAAAUGAACUUGAUUGGGGUAAAAGGUAUAACAUUGCUUUAGGAACUGCAAAGGGUCUUGCUUAUUUACAUGAAGAGUGUUUGGAAUGGGUUUUGCAUUGUGAUAUAAAGCCUCAAAACAUACUUGUUGACUCUGAUUACCAACCUAAAGUAGCAGAUUUUGGUUUGUCUAAGCUGUUGAAUAGAGAUGAUCUCAACAAUUCAAACUUUUCAAGGAUAAGAGGGACAAGAGGUUACAUGGCACCUGAAUGGGUUUUCAACUCACAAAUCACUUCUAAGGUUGAUGUUUAUAGCUAUGGUGUUGUUGUGUUGGAGAUGAUUACCGGAAAGAGUCCAACAACAGGUAUUCAAAUCAAAGAUGGAGAAGAGUUGUGUCAUGAGAGAUUGGUAACAUGGGUUAGGGAGAAAAGGAGAAAGGGUAUUGAAGUUGGUUGUUGGGUGGAACAAAUUGUUGACCCUGCAUUGGGAUCAAAUUAUGAUGUAAAGAAAAUGGAGACUUUGGCAAAUGUUGCUUUGGAUUGUGUAGUUGAAGAGAAAGAUAUUAGACCUACAAUGAGUCAAGUAGUUGAGAGGCUCCUAAGUCACGAUGAGCAUAACUCUUGAUGGUUUUUGCACACUGAAUAGCUAGCCAUAUCUCAUGGCUAUUGUUCCACUGUUCUACUGCUUGUGUUUCCAUUAUUUUCUACAUGUAAUUUCAUUUGAGAACUUAUGAUUAGGAUAAAAAAAAUUCGAAGAGUUUUGUUUGUCAAUAGACAAAUGUAUGUAUGUAUAUUAGUUAAUGAAUGAGUUAUGCCAGUUUUCAGA
Cicer arietinum (chickpea) is the source of this 2813-nucleotide messenger RNA. RefSeq names its product putative receptor protein kinase ZmPK1. Gene Ontology annotation, molecular function: ATP binding; protein serine/threonine kinase activity. The record is from RefSeq and is a predicted model, not a curated record. NCBI's taxonomy places the organism in Eukaryota, Viridiplantae, Streptophyta, Magnoliopsida, Fabales, Fabaceae. Gene Ontology annotation, biological process: protein phosphorylation; recognition of pollen.